AUGAGAACACACACUGGAGAGAAACCGUUUGCUUGCUCAGUUUGUGCUAAAAGAUUCAACACUAAGAAGGAAAUGAUAUUGCACAUGAGAACACACACAGGUGAGAAAUCUUUUACUUGCUCUGUUUGUAAGAAGAGUUUCUACAGCAAGCAAAGCAUGACCACACACAUAAGAACACACACUGGAGAGAAACCUUUUACUUGCUCUGUUUGUAAGAAGAGUUACUCCAGAAAGGGUGACAUGACCAGACACAUGAGAACACACACAGGAGAGAAACCUUUUGCUUGCUCAGCUUGUGCUAAAAGAUUCAACACUAAGAAGGAAAUGAUAUUGCACAUGAGAACACACACAGGUGAGAAACCUUUUACUUGCUCUGUUUGUAAGAAGAGUUUCUACAGCAAGCAAAGCAUGACCACACACAUAAGAACACACACUGGAGAGAAACCUUUUACUUGCUCUGUUUGUAAGAAGAGUUUCUACAGCAAGAAAAGCAUGACCACACACAUGAGAACACACACUGGAGAGAAACCUUUUACUUGCUCUGUUUGUAAGAAGAGUUUCUCCAUAAAGGGGGACAUGACCACACACAUGAGAACACACACUGUUAAGAAACCAUUUACUUGCUCUGUUUGUAAGAAGAGUUUCUCCAGAAAGCACAGCAUGACCACACACAUGAGAACACACACUGGAGAGAAACCUUUUACUUGCUCUGUUUGUAAGAAGAGUUUCUCCAGCAAGGAAAUCAUGACCACACACUUGAGAACACACACUGGAGAGAAACCGUUUAGUUGCACUGUGUGU
This is a messenger RNA of Nerophis lumbriciformis (worm pipefish), 801 nucleotides long. Lineage: Eukaryota; Metazoa; Chordata; Actinopteri; Syngnathiformes; Syngnathidae. The record is from RefSeq and is a predicted model, not a curated record.